GUUGCUUCCUCAAAAGAGGAAGGAAAUCAUAGUGAAGAAGAAUGGGACAUGCAGGCUUCUUAUGCAACUAUGGAGAUAGAAGCUGAAAUUGAGGCUAACCAAGUGGCUUUGUUAGCUUCCAACCGAAGUAGAGUUGACUACAGCAAAAAUUGGAUAAUUGACUCUGGAGCUGCUAGUCACAUGACAGGAGAUGAGGACAAGGUGAAAAAUGUUUUCCAUGUAUCUAGGAUGAUAAAGAAUUUGUUGUCUAUGUCACAACUUAUAGCUCUCGGAAAUUAUGUGGUGUUUAGAUUGAAGGAUGUGAAGGUGUAUCAACAACUAAAGAUUGAAGGCACGCCCAUCAUGAAAGGAGAAAAGUGGGACUUUGUUUAUGUAAUGUUUGCUGAAACAGCAUAUGUGGGCAAGACUAGCAAGAAUGAUACUUUUGACUUGUGGCAUGCACGUCUUGGGCAUAUUAGCUAUCUUAGAUUGCAGGUGAUGAUGAAUAAAUCUAUGAUGAAAGGCCUACCUAAGCUAGAAUUGCACAAAGAUGUUGUUUGUGCUGGUUGUCAAUAUGGGAAAGCACAUCAACUUCCAUAUCAGGAUUCCAAGUUCAAGGCCAAGGAACCACUACAGCUAGUGCACUUAGAUGUUUUUGGUAAAGUCAAACUAUCAUCAAUUGGUGGAGCACAUUACAUGGUGACAUUUAUUGAUGACUACUUAAGAAAUGUUGUGUUUGAUGAAGCAUCUUUUUGGCGGUCUCCACAAGAGGUUGUGUUGCCUGAUUCCAAGGAAUUGGAAGAAGAGGUACAGGAAAAGCUUGGAGAAGAUACUUGUAGGCUAUUGGAUACUCAAGAAGUUGUAGAGAAGGAAAAGGAGAUACCUCUUGAAAGAACAGUGAAUCCAUGGCAAACAGGAAAUCGAAAAACUAUGAGGAAGCUGCACAAAGCAUUUGAAUGGAGAAAAGCACUAGAAAAGGAGAUAAAGGCUUUAAUGCCAAACCAGACUUGGGAAUUGGUACCCAAGCCAAAUGAUGUGAAGCUAGUAUCUUGCAAAUGGGUCUACAAGGUUAAGACUCGGCUAGACAAGAAGAUAGAGAGAUAUAAGGCUAGACUUGUUGCUCGAGGAGUACUACUUGCUCUAGCUACAAGCAAAUCAUGGAAGUUGUGGCAAAUGGAUGUGAAGAAUGCAUUUUUGCUCGGAAAAAUUGACAAAGAGAUUUAUAUGGAGCAACCAUGUGGAUUUGAAGAUAAUAGGCAUCCAGAGUAUGUCUGCAAAUUAAAUAGGGUGUUGUAUGGACUAAAACAGGUGCUGAAAGCAUGGUAUGGCAAAAUUGUAGAAUUUCUUGUUCAAAGUGGCUAUUCAAUGAUAGUGGCAAACUCAAGCUUAUUUGUCAAAACUUCAGGCAACAAAAUAACAAGUGUGCUUGUCUACAUGGAUGAAUUAAUUGUCAUCGAAAAUGAUAUUGAAGAAAUUCUUCAAACAAAAGAGAACUUGUCAGUAUGGUUCCAGAUGAAGGAGUUGGGAGAAUUAAAGCAGUUUCUUGGGCUUGAAGUGGAUCAGACAAAAGAAAGCAUAUUCUUGUGUCAACAAAAGCAUGCAUUAGACUUAUUAAAGAAGUUUGGGAUGCUUGAGUGCAAGCCAAUCUCAACUCCAAUAGAGAUGAAUGCUAGACUCUGCUCCUAUAAAGGAAAGGAAUUAGCAAGUGCCACCAUGUAUUGGCAACUCAUUGAAAGCUUAAUCUAUUUAACUUUAUCAAGGCCAGAUAUAUCAUUUGCAAUACGAGUAGUGAGUAGAUUUGCGCAAAAUCCUAAAAAGCCACACUUGGAAGUAGUACGCCAUAUUCUCAAGUAUGUCGAAAGAACACUGGAUUAUGGCAUAUUAUACAGAAGUGGCACAGAGUGUAAGGUGGUUGGUUUUUGUGAUGCUAAUUAUGCUAGGUGUCAUGAUACAAGGAGAUCCACUAUUGGUUGUGAUCUAGAGCGGUCUCAUAGUGCAACAAGAGACAACCCACUUUUUCUUUGUCAACCACUGAGGCAGAGUACAGAGCAGUAGCUGUGGCAGCUCAAGAAAGCACCUGGCUUAUG
Molecule: messenger RNA, 2066 nt
Organism: Rubroshorea leprosula
Lineage: Eukaryota; Viridiplantae; Streptophyta; Magnoliopsida; Malvales; Dipterocarpaceae
Source: the annotation of a GenBank genome assembly